UAGGUUUGGCCCGCGCUGUACCGCCCCGUUGCUUCACUGCAGCCGCAAGCCUCGGAGGCCGGGAGCCGUGGGGCCUGGGCAGGCUGGGAUUUGUGUUGGGAAGGUCGCCGGACUUGGAUCGGAGCAGCACUUAAGGAGACGCGGUGCAGUCGAGUGCCUUUUGUUGACCUGGACGCGCAGGAAGCACCCACCGACCCGGUUGUGUGGCGGCAUUAUACCAGAUGGCAUUUCACCAGAUGGCAUUUCUGUACAGUUAACCCUCGCUCACCACAUCCCUUAUCGACUGAGCAACGUUUUAAAUUGACCCAUUUCCGGAGGCCACUGCUGACUUGUCACUCCCCAGGCCCGUUUACUGACAGUGGCCAUCUCUGGGGCGCCCAGUCACAACUUGGCGCCUACCUUUCCGAAGUUGAAAUGGAGUAGGCGGCAAAGCUUGAGGUUAAGAGCACAGUUUAAAUCCGGGCCCCGCCCCUGACUUGCCCGAAGACCUGGACUUAACUUCAGUCUCCCUCAAUUUGCUUAUCUGCGCUAGGAUCUCCUUGAGGUUGUGGCGAGAAUGAAAUGAGAUGAUGCUCCACCCGAGCAUGGAGCAGGUCUCUUUAAAGAAAGCAGCUAUUACGACCCUCCUUCACUGAGGUGUGGUCAGGGUUGGCUGGUGGACUUCCCGCACCCUCAAGAGAACAGGCAUUGUGAAGGAGGGCCGUGGGCCUCUAGUCUGAUGUAUGACGUGAGAAAAGUAUUGGGAGAGGAAGAUGAGUCUCCUUCACCCUUGGUGGGAGGCAGAGCCGCCAUGGGGACCACAGCCCAGGGGCCCUUUCACUUGCUGGAGCUAUGUGACCAGAAGCUCCUGGAGUUUGUCUGCAACGUGGACAAUAAGGACAUGGUGUGGCUGGAGGAAAUCGAGGAGGAGGCCCAGCGCAUGUUCACCAGAGAAUUCAGCAAAGAGCCUGAGCUGAUGCCUAGAACGCCUUCACAGAAGAACCGACGGAAGAAGAGACGAAUUUCUUCCAUUCAGGACGAAAACAGAGACCCUAUCCGGAAAAGGUUGUCCCGCAGAAAGACACGGAGCAGCCAGCGGAUCUCCCGGCACCUCCGCAGCAAGGACAAGGCGGAGAAACUGGCCACGGUGGUGGGCGAGAAUGGCUCCGUCCUGCGGCGCGUGACCCGGGCUGCCGCUGCAGCGGUGGCCACCUCUGCGGCAACCGCCCCUCCUUUACCCACCUCCGGAUCUCCUACCGUCCUGACCAAGAAGCCCAAGGAGAGCCCAACCCAGUGCCUGCCGGUGCCUGCGGUAGAGAUCAGUGCCAACGAGCGCCAGAGCGCCGAGAAGUACCUCAGUCAGCUCCAGUCUGCCCAGGCUCCGACACCUGCCCUGGCCCCGGCCUCCCAGAUCCCCUCGAGCUCGGAUGAGGAUUCAACACCCCAGAAGGCAGAGGCUGGGAGGCUGGACUCUGUCACCGUGAGCUCCCUGAUGACUACACCCCGGGACCCCAAGGGCCGAGGGGCCGGGGCAGGAAGGUCUGCCUCCAAGCUCCGGAUUGCAGUGGCUGCCCCGGGCCCACAGGGCUCACCCAGCUCUCCGACCUCCCCGUGGAGGGAGCGGGUGCUGGUUCCCCUCCAGCCAGAUAACUUCUCCACGCCCACGGGUGCCCGUGUCAACCGGCGGUCCGUGCGGCGAAGCCUGAUCGCCCCAUCCUCCCCGGGCCCCCAGAAUCACUCCCCGGUUUCCAAAGAAGAGGGCACUGUCCGACGAUCAAGCAGAAGGAUCGCCAAGAAGGCUGCCAAAGAGCCAACUGCCUCCGCCCGCAUCAUCUGUCACAGUUACCUGGAGAGGCUCCUGAAUGUUGAGGUGCCCCAGAAAGUCAGCCCCAAAGAGGAGGAACCCAGCAAGGAAGCUGAGCCUAAGGAGGCAGCUGAGCCAGAGGUCCCCAAGAACAAUGGCAAGGCCUUGCAGCUCCGCAGCACCACCAACAUCACCCUUAGCCCACCCGGCUCACAGCCUGCAGCCAGUGGCCAGGAGUCUGAGACUGACCAGGAAGAUGGCCCCAAGGAGCCACCCCAGAGUGUCAGGAGGAAGCGCAGCUACAAGCAGGCGGUGAGUGAGCUGGACGAGGAGCAGCAGCUGGAGGAUGAGGAGCUGCAGCCCCCCAGGAGCAAGACCCCCUCCCCACCCUGUCCUGCCAGCAAGGUGGUGCGGCCCCUCCGGACCUUCCUGCACACUGUUCAGAGGAACCAGAUGCUCAUGACCCCGACCUCAACCCCCCACAACAGCAUCAUGAAAUCCUUCAUCAAGCGCAACACUCCCCUGCGCGUGGACCCCAAGUGCAGCUUCGUUGAGAAGGAGCGGCAGCGCCUGGAGAACCUGCGGCGGAAGGAGGAGGCCGAGCAGCUCCGCAGGCAGAAGGUGGAGGAGGACAAGCGGCGGCGGCUGGAGGAGGUGAAGCUGAAGCGCGAGGAGCGCCUCCGCAAGGUGCUGCAGGCCCGGGAGCGGGUGGAGCAGAUGAAGGAGGAGAAGAAGAAGCAGAUCGAGCAGAAGUUCGCUCAGAUCGACGAGAAGACGGAGAAGGCCAAGGAGGAGCGGCUGGCAGAGGAGAAGGCCAGAAAGAAGGCAGCGGCCAAGAAGAUGGAGGAGGUGGAGGCGCGUAGGAAGCAGGAGGAGGAGGCGCGGAGGCUCAAGUGGCUGCAGCAGGAGGAGGAGGAGCGGCGGCACCAGGAGCUGCUGCAGAAGAGGAGGGAGGAGGAGCAGGAGCGGCUGCGGAAGGCGGCCGAGGCCAGGAGGCUGGCGGAGCAGCGCGAGCAGGAGCGGCAGCUGGCGGAGCAGCGCGAGCAGGAGCGGAAGAGGGAGCAGGAGCGGCUGCAGGCCGAGAGGGAGCUGCAGGAGAGAGAGAAGGCCUUGCGGUUACAGAAGGAGCGGCUGCAGCGGGAGCUGGAGGAGAAGAGGAGAAAGGAAGAGCAGCAGCGGCUGGCUGAGCAGCGGCUACAGGAGGAGCAGGAGAAGAAGGCCAGGGAGGCCGCGGCUGCCAGCAAAAGCCUGAACGUGACCGUGGAUGUGCAGUCUCCAGUUUGUACCUCGUAUCAGAUGACCCCCCAGGGGCACAGGGCUCCCCCCAAGAUCAAUGCGGAUGACUACGGGAUGGAUCUAAACAGUGAUGACUCCACCGAUGACGAGGCCCAUCCCCGGAAGCCCAUCCCCACCUGGGCCCGAGGCACCCAGCUCAGCCAGGCCGUCAUCCGCCAGUAUUACCAGCCCCCGGACCUUCUGGAUCUCUUCGGAAGCCUCCUCCAACUGGACUUGGAGGAAAUCUUUCAGAAGAGCAAGCCCCGCUACCAUAAGCGCACCAGCUCCGCCGUGUGGAACUCGCCGCCCCUACAGGGCCCCAGGGUCCCUGGCAGCCUGGCCUACAGCCUGAAGAAGCACUGAGCCGGGCCCAUGGGCCCGCUCGGCCGUCUCGGCCUUUGUCUGUGUCUGUCUGUCCGUCUCUCUGUUGACCCGGUGCCCUCCUGCCUGGAAUCCUGUCGCUGAGGGUUUGGUCAGGUGUAUAUAAACGUCCUCUGUGCCACGGGUGAAGAGCGGCCCAGGCCGGCUGGGAGGCUGAGCCUGGUGGGUGUUCAGGGAAGACAGGGCCCAGCCCCAGCUGGUCUGUUGACAGCACUCUGUAAAUAGAUUGUUAGAGUUGAGCUGAAUUUUAGCCUCUAGUGUUUGAGAGCUAGGUUAAUAAAGUCUAUUCCUUUAA
Cervus elaphus (red deer) is the source of this 3734-nucleotide messenger RNA. It is a transcript of the gene INCENP, whose product is annotated as inner centromere protein. Lineage: Eukaryota; Metazoa; Chordata; Mammalia; Artiodactyla; Cervidae. The record is from RefSeq and is a predicted model, not a curated record. Gene Ontology annotation, cellular component: kinetochore; meiotic spindle midzone; midbody. The transcript is spliced from 20 exons. Gene Ontology annotation, molecular function: protein serine/threonine kinase activator activity. Bases 719 to 3421 code for a protein of 900 amino acids. Gene Ontology annotation, biological process: mitotic cytokinesis; meiotic spindle midzone assembly; metaphase chromosome alignment.